CAGCGGUCAUUCAACAUGUGAAUCGAAACUUGUUUAUGUACACAGUGCAAGACUACAAAAUGCCGAACUUGAAAGUAUUUUUUUUCGUGAUAUUAAGUAAUUUAGUGAUUAACAUUAGUUCUUCUUGCUCUGCAAACUCUUCAUUGGAUAUAGAUUAUAUGUACAAAAAAAUUCGAACAGUGAACUGUGGCUGUGAUGUUGCUCCCUGCUUUAGAAAAUGUUGCAAAGAAGGUUUUCACCUGAUAAAAAAAUAUUGCAAAAAAAACAAUUCUACGAAACCAUUUCAAGUACCUCUUUAUAAAGAUGGAAACACAUUCCUUGAAUAUAAAACAUUUAAUAAAUAUAAGGCAGGAGUGAUGAACUGCUCGUUUUAUCUCAUGCGUAAAAACGAAAAAGAAGAUAUUUUCCUGCAAAAUGAUUAUAGAUUGUAUAUCAGUCCUACUGGCACAACUUUUGAACCGGAAUAUUUUUGUAUUGAUCAUUAUGUGAAUCAAAAUUAUAGUGGGCUAGCAGCAUUGGUAUGUUUUCCAGAGCCAAAGGAAAAAGUGGAGUUGAAAAGGGUAAAACAAAUAGGAAUGCUUAUAUCCAUCCCAUUCCUAUUUUUGACACUGAUGGCACACGUUUUAAUUCAAGACAGAAAUCUUCAUAUGAAUGCCCUGAUGUGUUAUGUUUUCAACUUAAUGAUGUCUUACAUUUUACUGGUAUCCAUUGAACUGAGUUCGACCAUCAGUCCACCUUGGAUGUGCACCUUUAUAGGACAUGCAAGCUUAUUCUUUUUUAUAUCGUCAAUAUUUUGGAUGAAUAUAAUUUGUUUCGAUAUAUACUUAACAUUUAGUGGCAGAAGGGGUUUUAACGGAAUAAGAAAUAAGGACAGCAAAAGAUUUAUUUUCUACACGCUGUAUGCAAUUUUAGCACCCUCUUUAUUAAUUUUUAUUAUAUAUCUUAUUAACACAUUUGGUGAUGCAACAAAAUCAUACUACCCAGGAAUUGGUGAGCAACAAUGUUUUCUUCAAGAUGGAAUACCCUAUUUGCUUUACUUUCAUGGUCCCAUGGCUAUUUUACUUAUUAUCAACACAACAUUUUUUGUUUUAACAGCAAUUAAAAUAAGGAGGGUUAAACAGGAAACUAACGUGUUAAAGAAAGGUGAUAAUAGAUCAACUUCUGACACUAAAAUAAAAAAAUGCUUCUUUAGGUUCCAUCUGUACAUGAAGCUACUCCUUGCAAUGGGUAUCAACUGGAUAUUGGAAACUGUUUCGUGGGCAGUUGAGCAAUACACUCAACUUCCAAAAGAAAUUUGGGCGGUCACAGACUUCUGCAAUGCAAUUUACGGACUGUUUAUUUUCAUUAUAUUUGUUGUCCUAAACAAUAAUACAAGAAAAAUACUAAAACAAAGAUGGUAUGUAUUCACUGGCAGACCGCAAUUAGCCCACACUAUGAGUACAUCCCAACAAACAAGAGCUACGAAUACCUCAGUUAGUGAUGCACCGACCAAUGGAGAGCUUUAUCGUCUUACGGCUAGAGAAUAGGAAUAUACAGACCAUUCAACUAAUCGAUUCACAACAAAAAAACACUAUUUACUAAAAAAAGUAAAAACCAAAAUAAUUUACAAAUUGGUGGCCCUUCAUUUUUGUGUUUAAUGCUUUAUAAAAUGCUAAUAAUUAUUUGUGCGAUUUUUUAUUUAAUCAGUAUUCACCAAAAAUUAUUAUCAUUAUCGAAAAAUCAUCGCAAAUUUUAAGAAUUGUCCAUGCAUGAGAUUGGCACUUUUUGCAAGCGUUGUAUAUUUUAAUCAAAUACCUUUAAAUGAUCUUUGUUAAAUAUAAAUACGCAUUUAUAUAAGGUGUAAUAAUGUAAUAAUUCAUUAUAUUAAAAGUAUAUUAGCAUAUUAGGACCUUUUUCAUGAAUAUUUUUAAAACGGAGUAAAAUGUAUGAUGUAUUUACAUAAUUUUAAAAGUCCAAAGGAUUUUUUACUCGAAUUAUUAAAUAUUAUAAGUGUCGACUUCAUAUUGGGAAGUAG
Messenger RNA from Brassicogethes aeneus, 2014 nucleotides. Lineage: Eukaryota; Metazoa; Arthropoda; Insecta; Coleoptera; Nitidulidae. The record is from the annotation of a GenBank genome assembly.